AUGAACCCCACGGCGGCCACGCGCUCCUCGCUCCCCUUCCCCAUCGCCCCUUCCUUUCUCCUCCUCGCCCUCCGUACAGUUCUUUUCGCGUCGCAACCGAACGGCGCUUUAUCAGUCCUGCUUUUAUUGCCAAAAUCCAGGUCUUACGAGACGGGGUCAUGUAUGCCCAGGUGCGCGCUAUUGACGCGGCUCUUAGGCCGAUGCUCACCCGCCGCUACAGGUCAUUCGUGCUCCCUGUUCAUCAUCUCGAGCCUCUAUCGACAUCAACCCAUCGCGGGAGACCACAAUACGUCGUCAGAGCGUGUUCUAGCGCAUCUCCCGACGAUCAGAUCAAAGCACUGGCCCCCAGCCCCUCUGCGACCCGCGCGACGCGCCACCCCACUCACCGCUCGGGCCGGGCUCAAAACGUAG
This is a messenger RNA of Schizophyllum commune H4-8, 411 nucleotides long. RefSeq lists its product as uncharacterized. The record is from RefSeq and is a predicted model, not a curated record. Bases 1 to 411 code for a protein of 136 amino acids. The transcript has a single exon. NCBI's taxonomy places the organism in Eukaryota, Fungi, Basidiomycota, Agaricomycetes, Agaricales, Schizophyllaceae.